AUGGCUGUGCUCGCGGCGGCCCCCGCCGCGGCGCCGGCCGCGACCCCGGCGGCUGUGCUCGCGGCGGCGGCUGUGCCCGCGGUGACCCUAGUCGCGACGCCGGCUGUGACCUCCCCGGUGGCCGCCCCCCUUGUGAUGACCCCGCUCACUGGAGACUCGGAGGAAGAAAAAGAAACGGUCCAGUCCCCCAUCGCAGGCCGCCUCAGGGGCCGCCGAGCCGGCCCCCCCACUGAGUCCAGAGCCUUCCCGCUUCGGGAAGGACCCAAUCAUCAGUUACAAUAUUGGCCCUUUUCUGCCUCAGACCUUUAUAAUUGGAAACAACAUAAUCCCCCUUUCUCCAGGGAUCCUGUUGCCCUGACCGGCCUAAUUGAGUCCAUCCUAGUGACUCACAGGCCGACUUGGGACGACUGUCAGCAGCUCCUGCAGACCCUCUUAACCGUAGAGGAAAAGCAGAGAGUUUUCCUGGAGGCCCGGAAGCAGGUUCCGGGCGAUGACGGGAGGCCAACCCAACUCCCAAAUAUCAUCGAGGCAGCCUUUCCCCUGACCCGCCCAGACUGGGACUUCAAUACACCUGAAGGUAGGGAGCAUCUACGUCUCUAUCGCCAGUUGCUCCUAGCGGGUCUCCGAGCGGCCGCCAGAAGGCCUACCAAUUUGGCUCAGGUAAGGAAUGUGAUGCAGGGAAAGGAAGAAUCACCCGCUGCAUUUUUAGAGAGGCUGAAGGAGGCUUAUAGGAUGUACACUCCGUAUGAUCCAGAAGACCCAGGGCAAGCACCAGGUGUCAUCUUAUCAUUUAUUUACCAGUCUAGCUCAGAUAUCCGAGCUAAAUUGCAGCGAUUGGAAGGUUUACAGGCGCUAGGUUUGCCAGACUUAUUGAAGGAAGCAGAGAAAGUGUACAAUAAGAGAGAAACUCCUGAAGAGCGUGAGGAAAGGAGAUGGCAGAAACAAGAGGAAAGGGACAAGAAACAGCAUAGGGAAAUGAAAAAGGUUUUGGCCGCCGUUGUGUCUAAGGGACAGCGGAGAGAGGGAGAUAGGUUGGGAGAGCAAAGGAGGCCACCCCUUGAUAAGGAUCAAUGUGCUUACUGUAAGGAGAAGGGACACUGGGCCCGAGACUGCCCCAAGAAGCUACAAGGACCCCGCCGACCCAAGCCCAAAACUGUGGACCUCCUUAGUCUAGAGGACUAGGGGAGUCGAGGCCAGGAGCCCCCCGAGCCUAGGAUAACCCUCAAGAUCGGGGGGCAGCCCGUGACCUUCCUGGUUGAUACUGGUGCCGAACAUUCAGUCCUAACCCAUGCCGGAGUGCCUCUUAGCCGGCAUUCCGCACUGGUGCAAGGGGCAACUGGAAACAAGAGGUAUUACUGGACUACCGAGAGAAAGGUCCAACUGGCAUCAGGGCAAGUAACUCACUCCUUCCUACAUAUACCUGAAUGCCCCCAUCCGCUGUUGGGACGGGACCUAUUAACCAAAUUGAAGGCACAAAUCUACUUUGAUGAGAAGGGACCAAGGGUCACGGGUCCUAAAGGAGACCCCUUACAAAUCCUUGCCCUCAGCUUAGAGGAAGAAUACCGGUUGUUUGAGGCAGAACCCCCGGAGAAAUCACCUGAAGAGCUACAGAACUGGCUGAGAGAGUUUCCUCAGGCCUGGGCAGAGACUGGGGGCUUGGGGCUGGCACGCGAUCAGCCGCCGCUGAUGAUCUCACUAAAGGCCUCCGCGACUCCCGUUUCAAUCAGACAAUACCCAAUGUCACGGGAAGCUCAUGAGGGGAUUAAGCCCCAUAUUUGGAGACUCCUGGACCAAGGGGUGUUAAAGCCCUGCCAGUCACCUUGGAACACCCCUCUCUUGCCUGUUAAGAAACCGGGGACAGGAGACUACAGGCCGGUCCAGGACUUGAGAGAGGUCAAUAAGCGGGUGGAGGACAUACACCCCACGGUGCCUAACCCCUAUAACCUUCUGAGCACCCUCCCACCGACCCACGUCUGGUACACUGUGCUAGACCUGAAGGAUGCCUUCUUUUGUUUAAAACUGCAUGGCCUCCAUGCCUCCGCAUGGUGGCAGCCAUUGCCGUAUUACUCAAAGAUGCCGGAAAACUGA
Molecule: messenger RNA, 2088 nt
Organism: Peromyscus leucopus (white-footed mouse)
Lineage: Eukaryota; Metazoa; Chordata; Mammalia; Rodentia; Cricetidae
Biological process (GO): virion assembly; proteolysis
Molecular function (GO): nucleic acid binding; aspartic-type endopeptidase activity; zinc ion binding
Source: RefSeq, a predicted model, not a curated record